Molecule: messenger RNA, 492 nt
Organism: Trichomonas vaginalis G3
Lineage: Eukaryota; Parabasalia; Trichomonadida; Trichomonadidae
Exons: 1
Coding region: 1-492 (163 amino acids)
Source: RefSeq, a predicted model, not a curated record
AUGAAUGUUAAACUUAUUGCAGGAGUUUUGAAGUUCAGUUAUGCAAAGGAGUUUAAGAUAACACGAAUGAGUCAUAGAGUUCAACUUCUUUUAGGAGCAUACCAUAUGACAUUUCCUUUGAAAAGUAUUGACAAAACGAUUGAGAUGAAAUCUGUUCCAUACGUAUGUUAUGGUAAUUGUUUGUACAUUGAGUCAAAAAUAGCUAAUGUCACAGGCAUUUCAGGAGUUAAUAGUAAAGGUUCAGUAGAGUAUAAAUCUUUCUGUUAUGCAGUCAAUUCAAUGUUCAUUCCAAACGUUCCUGUCAUAGCAACUCAUUUAGGUAAAUGGGUUCGCAUUAGUCCUCAUAAUUUGAAAGACAUGCAAUUCAGACUUGUUGACUUUCAGGGCGAGCCUGUAGAACUGAAGGCACCAGUGCGAAUGACUGUUGAAGUUGACUUUUUAGAAAAUAUUAAAUGCAACAGCUUACAAGAGAACUCAGAGCUAAAAAUAUAA